CUUGCCGGGGAAGCAGGCGUCCCUGGGGUGGGCGGCUCUGCCCACGGGUACCGCGCGAUGCGGUCCGCGCGGCUCUGAGCGGCCCGGGGACCAUGUCUCCGCGCGCCCGGCCCCGCGCGCCCCGCGGGAGGGAGGGAGCACCCAGCCGGGCGGGGGCAGAGGGAGCCGCCGCGGACCUGGCAACGCUGGCACUGGCUCGACUCUCCCAGACAGUUUUGAAGUCAGCAAAACAGAAAUCGAAUUACUAUGCUGCUGGCAGUGGCCGCUUGGGGAGAAGGGGCUCUCUCUGCCGGCUUGAUCACCAGGAGAGAUGCAGCGAGUCACAGAUGAGCCAAGCGUGUCUCCCGGGCGGACCCUGAGGACCCGUGAUCACAUUUUUCUCCCCGACUCCUUAAAACUCAGCAACCUCUCUCUUAAAAGUCCAUGCUGCUUUUUUGAUCUUGCUUUGGAGAGAAAAAAAGAAAAGAAGCUAGACAGAGGACUCCACUGAAAUUGUGAAGGAAAGCACUAUAAAGAAGCCGCCGCAGUUCCUUAGCUACUAUUGUAAUAAUGGAAGAAGAAACGCUAACCGAUGGAGCCCAGCACAGACGCCAGCCUCGCGGUGACAGAGCUUGGGGACAUAAUGCUGAAUGGUGACCAGAGCCUGUAACUGGUGAGGUUUUUCUUACACUUCAUCUGCUACAAGUUCCGGCUUAGAAAUGGAUAUUCUCUGUGAAGAAAACACUUCUUUGAGCUCAACUACGAACUCCUUAAUGCAAUUGCAUGCUGACACAAGGCUCUACAAUCCUGACUUUAACUCCAGAGAAGCUAACACUUCGGAUGCAUUUAACUGGACCGUGGACUCGGAAAAUCGAACCAACCUUUCCUGUGAGAGCUGUCUCUCACCACCCUGCUUCUCCUUACUUCAUCUCCAGGAAAAGAACUGGUCUGCUCUGUUGACAGCGGUAGUAAUUAUACUAACCAUUGCCGGAAACAUACUCGUCAUCAUGGCAGUGUCCCUAGAGAAAAAGCUGCAGAAUGCCACCAACUAUUUCCUGAUGUCACUCGCCAUAGCCGAUAUGCUGCUGGGUUUCCUGGUCAUGCCCGUGUCCAUGUUAACCAUCCUCUAUGGGUACCGGUGGCCUCUGCCCAGCAAGCUGUGCGCUGUUUGGAUUUACCUGGAUGUACUCUUCUCCACCGCCUCCAUCAUGCAUCUCUGUGCCAUAUCCCUGGACCGCUAUGUUGCCAUUCAGAACCCCAUCCAUCACAGCCGGUUCAACUCCAGAACCAAGGCGUUUCUGAAAAUAAUUGCUGUUUGGACUAUAUCAGUGGGUAUAUCCAUGCCAAUCCCGGUCUUUGGGCUCCAGGACGAUUCCAAAGUCUUUAAGGAGGGGAGUUGCUUACUCGCGGAUGAGAACUUUGUCCUCAUUGGCUCUUUCGUGGCCUUUUUCAUUCCCUUAACCAUCAUGGUGAUCACCUACUUUCUCACCAUCAAGUCGCUCCAGAAAGAAGCCACUUUGUGUGUGAGUGAUCCUGGAACACGGACCAAAUUAGCUUCUUUCAGCUUCCUGCCUCAGAGCUCGCUGUCCUCGGAAAAGCUCUUCCAGCGGUCCAUCCACAGGGAGCCAGGCUCCUACGGCAGGAGGACUAUGCAGUCCAUCAGCAAUGAGCAGAAGGCUUGCAAGGUGCUGGGCAUCGUCUUCUUCCUGUUUGUGGUGAUGUGGUGCCCCUUCUUCAUCACCAACAUCAUGGCUGUCAUCUGCAAAGAGUCCUGCAACAGGGAUGUCAUCGAAGCCCUGCUCAACGUGUUCGUUUGGAUCGGUUACCUCUCCUCAGCAGUCAACCCGCUGGUGUAUACACUGUUCAAUAAGACCUAUAGGUCGGCCUUUUCCAGGUAUAUUCAGUGUCAGUACAAGGAAAAUAAAAAACCAUUGCAGUUAAUUUUAGUGAACACUAUUCCGGCCUUGGCCUACAAGUCCAGUCAACUCCAAAUGGGACCAAAAAAGAAUUCGAAGAAAGAUGACAAGACGACAGAUAAUGACUGCACUAUGGUUGCUCUAGGAAAAGAGCAUUCAGAAGAUGCUCCUGCAGACGGUAGCAACACAGUGAAUGAAAAGGUUAGCUGUGUCUGAUGGACUGGUUGCCAUAGCAACCGUGGAGGGCAACACGGAGUCCGCUUUCCCUCUCUGGGAGGGGAAAAAACUGGGAGACUGGAGAAAAUUAGGCCAGUCUAGUGGAACCAACAAUAAUAUCUAUAUGCCUCAUUUUAUUCUGUCAAUGAAAAGCAGGGUUCAAUGACACAAAACGUGCACUUCAAAAAUAUUCUGACAGCAUUUCAGCUGUGAGCUUUAUGAUAUUAUUUUUAACAUUGUAAAUGAUGUGUCUUUAAAGUUAUUAGCUUUUAUUGUAUAAUUACAAUGAGGCCAUAAAUAAAUCUAAAUUAUCCUCUAUUUUCAAGUGGAAACCUCGCUGCUAUGUUGUUAAUUGAUGGCAUGAGUUGGGUACCUUUUGCUGUAAAUAAAAAUAGCUCUAAAUAGUGAAAUAUUGGUUACAUAUAAUGGCCUCUUACAUAAAGAAAAAUUCUCUUUAAAACUUACCAUGAUACAUAUUUUGAAUGACAACAACAAAAAGACACUAAGGACAGUGUUGUGAAAUCUGUAUUGUUAUGAAACUUAAAAGAAAUACUUGACAACUUUUUCAUUCCUGCUUUUCCAUAGAUGCCAUUUUCAGAUAUUCACAGAGAUGCUGGCAUUUGCUGCACUUCAAGUUAAUUCUCAGAAGUGAACACGAUUUUAAAUGUUAUUUAGUAACUAUUGCUGCUUUCUCUUCUACUACUUGUGCUUUAUUCUGAAUUUCCAAUGUGGUCUUGUUUAGUGUUUGCUCUACUAGGUAAACCUAUCAAAAGGAUAAUCAGACAUUACCAGAUACAUUUCUAGAACUUGCUUCUCCUAAACAGCACCGUAGAAGUGUUUGGUAUCUUGCCCUUUAAUGACUGCAUUGUGCAUGCGCUCCUCUGAGCAGUAAAGCAGUAUUGAUGUAACUGUCAGGAUUGAGGAACAAACUCAGGUUUUUUGGCUACUGACAGCCGUAGAGUCUUAGGUUUGUUUGUUCAGUUGCCCAGUCUUGUCCGACUCUUUGUGACUCCAUGGACUGCAGCAUGCCAGUCCGUGGGGUCUUAGGACAACUCUGUAAAACGCAGUGACCCUCCUGUUGGCAUCCAUUAGGUAAAUCAAUGCUUUCUGAUCAAUGUAUGUUAUUUACUAAAACUGCUCAGUUUUGGAUUCACAACUGGUGACUGAGUGUACACUACAUGUGACGAAAUGCCCUAGGUAUAAAGUUAUAAAAAUAAUUAAAACAAGAUCUUUGCCUUUAAAGAAAAAUAACCUAAUUACAUUGGUCCUUAUCAAAAAUAGUAAUUAAUAGACAUUUAGAGAACCAGUUCAAUUUAUUUCCUUCUCAUCUGGCUCAGAAACAGGUUUGUUUCUGCUCUGAGGGUCGUCUUCUCAGUUAAGUUUCCUGACUGGCUGCCCAUGAAUACCCACCAAAUGAAGAAGGGGGAGAAAUACCACUGAAGGUCAAAAUAUGCAAAUUAAUUUAGGAAUACACACUUCAACCUUGACCCCAACUCUGACUACCAAAUAUUGAGCGAAAUUUUUGCUCCACUUUCCUAAAAACAAGCUCAUUUAUUACUCACUGACGCUGGACUCCCUACCCCUAAAAAAGUGGUAAUGUAAUAUUUUGUAGGAAAGUUUGCUAAAGAGACAGAGAUGAACAGCAGUUAAUUCACCUUGAUAUUACAUUACUCUAAGUUAAACUGCACUUUCUUAUUGGAACAGAUGUUAGAUAUAUUAUUACAAUACUGAAGCCUCUCUAUGAAUCAAAAGUAGUUUUCUGCUCUACAACAUUUGGGAAAAAACUCUAUUUGAAAAUAAAGAACGUGGGAAAUACCAUCGUGUAGUUUGGAAAUGCAUUUAGGGCUAUCCUAUUAAUAAUUAUGUCCUUUUAAGUACAUUGAAAGGUGUCUUUUUCAAAGCUAGAAUUUAUGGUAAGCUGAUAAUACCUAGGCUCCAUUUGAACUGAACUAUUUUAAUGAUUAUACCAUUCUAACUGAUACAAAGUUUUAAAAGUCUCUGCUCUAAUGUAUUUUGCCUUAGUUUAUAACUCUGCACAUCUCGUUAUAUAGUAAAGACUACAGAUUCUACACCCAUAUACUCAAUCUUGGUCAGAAUGAACAUAAAUACUGCCUGAUAUGUCUUUUGACUACAUAUAUAUUACAAAUGUGUAUGUUUUUCUCUCCAUAAUUAUCUCUUCAAGUGUAUAUAGACAAACAUGUAUCUGUAUACUUGUACAGACAUGUUCCCAUGCACUUUAUUCAAUAUUUAUAUAUUUAUAUGGAGGAAAGCAAGACUCAUUACUGAAAACAUUUAGUAUAUACACAUGUGUGCAUGUUUGUAUCAUGUCAAUUUAAAUGUGAAUUUCAUGUUCUAAAGUUUCUAUGACCUUCCAUUGCUGUCAAAGCAGAUUAAAAUGUAACAGAGGUGUCAGCUCUUUAAAUAAACUGGAAGUUGACCUAAUUUUGUGGGAAGACUAACACAAUUCUAUGAGGGUGAUGAAAGCAAUGUUCCUUUUACAUACUUGACUGAUCCUAAAUAAAAUGGUAAUUUUGGGCUCUUUGUUAAGUCUGGGGACUUUUGGAUUACUAAGUUUUUUGGGUGGUUUUUUUUUUUUUUUCAC
Messenger RNA from Odocoileus virginianus texanus, 4713 nucleotides. It is a transcript of the gene HTR2A, whose product is annotated as 5-hydroxytryptamine receptor 2A. Gene Ontology annotation, biological process: G protein-coupled receptor signaling pathway, coupled to cyclic nucleotide second messenger; response to xenobiotic stimulus; release of sequestered calcium ion into cytosol. Lineage: Eukaryota; Metazoa; Chordata; Mammalia; Artiodactyla; Cervidae. The record is from RefSeq and is a predicted model, not a curated record. Gene Ontology annotation, molecular function: neurotransmitter receptor activity; G protein-coupled serotonin receptor activity. Gene Ontology annotation, cellular component: plasma membrane; dendrite.